Molecule: messenger RNA, 3834 nt
Organism: Siniperca chuatsi (mandarin fish)
Lineage: Eukaryota; Metazoa; Chordata; Actinopteri; Centrarchiformes; Sinipercidae
Gene: b4galt7
Product: xylosylprotein beta 1,4-galactosyltransferase, polypeptide 7 (galactosyltransferase I)
Exons: 7
Coding region: 498-1472 (324 amino acids)
Biological process (GO): carbohydrate metabolic process; proteoglycan biosynthetic process
Molecular function (GO): xylosylprotein 4-beta-galactosyltransferase activity
Source: RefSeq, a predicted model, not a curated record
GCCGCCGUUUCCGUACGGACUCAUUUUCAGGUCGGACAGCAUUACAAUCGGCUUCUGUUUGAUAUUUUCCAGCAUGUAAUUGUCGCAAAAAAAUGUCUCGCUGGUCGGUUUUUGUUUUGUUAAUGUUUAUUUUUCGCUGAGUUCAAGCGUUAACGGACACUCGGCGGAAGACGGACGGUGUCGCAGAUAAAAACCGCUAAAUAAAAGGUGAAAAUGUUGAACCCGGAGCGGCGGUUCGUGUGAACCGCUACAUGCUACGUGUACAGUAACAGCUAACCUGUUAGCCGACAGACAUGCAACCAGAACAAACCGGUCAGAAAUAUGGCUUUUAACUUUGUAGUUUACCGAGCAAAUGUUUACAAGCUGUAAAACUAAAGUGCCGGAGGGUUUGUGUGGUGGAAGAGUUAGCAUGGAGGACAGUUUGGGCUCCGUCAACACUUUACAAAUGAGAAGGGAUGGAGCCGGACUGAAAUCAGGGCAGCUGUGAGGUCGUAAACAUGAUGUACUCAUCGAGAAGAAAGCCUGUCCUCUAUUUCAAAGAGGAGAGGAGGUUCCUGUCUGGUAAAUGUACUGUCUACAAGCUGUUCGGCCUCUGCAUGGUGCUGCUGUUCGUCUCUCUGUUCUGGCUGCAGUUCAGCUGUUCAGGUGACAUGUCUGCCACCGCCUCCAUGCACGGAGACGGACACCUCCGCCAGCAGCCGCCGCCGCCGCCCUGUCCUGCUGACGGUCAGGCGUCUGCAGCGGACGACCCCUCCUGGGGUCCUCACAAACUGGCCCUCAUCGUCCCCUUCAGAGAACGCUUCGAGGAGCUGCUGGAGUUUGUUCCCUUCAUGCACACGUUUCUCAACAAGAAGAAGAUCCGCCACAAGAUCCUCAUCAUCAACCAGGUGGAUCACUACAGAUUUAACCGAGCGUCUCUGAUCAACGUGGGUCACCAGGAGAGCGGCAACGACACAGACUACCUGGCGAUGCACGACGUGGACCUGUUGCCCCUGAACGAAGCUCUGGACUACGGUUUCCCCGAGGACGGACCGUUCCACGUGGCCUCGCCAGAGCUGCACCCGCUGUACCACUACAAGACCUACGUGGGAGGAAUCCUGCUGCUCACCAAGAAGCAUUACCACAUGUGUAACGGGAUGUCAAAUCGGUUCUGGGGUUGGGGCAGAGAGGACGACGAGUUCUACAGAAGACUGAGGAAAGCUGAGCUACAGCUAUUCAGACCGAGUGGAAUCACGACAGGAUAUAAAACCUUCCUCCACAUCCACGACCCGGCCUGGAGGAAGAGAGACCAGAAGAGGGUCGCCGCUCAGAAACAGGAGCAGUUUAAGGUGGAUCCGGAGGGGGGGCUGAGUAACCUCCGUUACCAGGUGGAGUCCAGAAAGGAGCUGACCAUCAGCGGCGCUCCCUGCACCGUCAUCAACACCAAACUGGAGUGCGACCAGAACCAGACGCCCUGGUGUCUUCUGGCAUAGAGGACGUGCGCAGGACGGGUGUCGGUUCGGUUCUGACGGGGGUCCGAGUCCCGUUGGUGCACCUGGAGGCUUUAAUGUUCUUCGUCUGGCAGUGCGACGCAGAUCCUUUACAGAAGCGCUGGUCGUGGUUCUAGUUUUUUUUCCAAGAGACUUUUCAGUAGCACUGACAGAUCUGCAGCUGCCCUCCGGUGAAACCAAAUGUGGAAAAAAAUAACGGUACAAACAGACAUAUUGAACCUUGAUGAAUUGAUUCCCACGCUGAACAGAAGCAGGACACGCCCUUGUGGUAACCUGGAGCUUAAUAUCCCCGAGGAUCAAACAAACUACAUUUCCCUAUUAACAGGUACAUCUCGACGAUAAAACUGCUGUUUUUUACAAGCCAGUUAACAUUUUUCAGUGGAUUAAAACCUCCUAAUGAUGGUUUCUCACCUGUCAAACUGCUCAGUUCAGUUACAGAACUUUUAUGAACAUUAAGUCGGAGACCGGUGUUGAACAGCUCCUGUCCGACUGAACUGAAAAACCUGAACUGACUCGAAACGUUUGACCUCAAACCUCAGUGAGUGGAUGGAGACGGACUGUUACACAAAACCAGCCUGAACCGAACUAAAACAGUUGAGCAUGGCCGAACUUGAGCUGUUCUAGUUGAUUUAAUCUUUGGUUUUGGUACCUGCUGGCAUGGUGUGAAUGCAAACUUAAAGUCUGUUAUUUUUAAUUUUUUUUUUACUCUGGGAUUGUGCAAAUGGAGCGGAGCAGAGAUGAUGUUGGGACGGCGACCAACAAAGCACGCUUCACCAGAUUAUCACAUACAUCUGCCAAACAUGCAUCAAUACUGUAACGUCAGAGGGUUUAUUUCAGAUUUUUAUCCAUGUUGGAGAAAAGAAUCAAUUUUAAAAUUCUUCAAAAGCAAAAGUGUUUUUUGCAAAACUACUAAUGUCAAAAGUAUCUCGUGAUAUUUUUAUUUUCCUGCUGACACUGUUUAAAACGAAGAGAGCCAAGUCUGACUCAAACUCGUGUUAUCUAAUGGGGGGGAAAGCAGUCACUGUAUGACUUUUUAUUUUUACUUUUUUUACAGUAUGUCCUUUUAACAGAGAGUCGCACUGAAUUCACCAAAGGAAAAAAAAAAGUAUAAUUAAUCAUAAUUACGACGUAGUAUCUAAUAAUUAAAAGAUCUUUUUCUCGUUAUGAGAAAACGCCUCCAAAUUAAAUUUCUUUAGUGAGUUCAGUGUUUCUGUACAAAGUAAACUGAGCCAAACCACGCAGAACUGAGCUGAAACUAAACACUAGUGAACAUUUGGAGAAAUGAUCAGAUAAAUCGAUAUUUUAAUCCAACAUCACUGGGACGGAUUGGUGUCAUCUUUUAAAAAAAAAAAAUAAUAAUCUGACUGAGAAGGAACCAAAGAAUCACUCUUUGAGCGACAGUCUGCAGGAUAAAGCGCUGUGACUAAUGAUUAGUUUUCAUUAUCAGUUAAUUAAUCUGAUUAUUAAUCUCGAUUCGUCUAUUAAUGAUUAGGUCUGUCUGUCAGACAACAGUGAAUAAUGUCCCAAGUUCCCAAAAGUGCCAAAACAACUUUUGAUCAUAUCACAUGAUCUUCUUCACUUCCUUUUUUAAAUUGUAUUUUUAAAGGGUCAUUGCAGAUUUUUUAUUUUUUUUUUAUUUACAAAAGAAAGACGUCAUGUUCUUGUGAAUUUACACCUCAGGGCCCUUACUUCCCAUGUUAGGAGCAUCCAUUUGAAAAGGCCUUUUAAAGGUUUUUGAAAAAGGAAUGAACAAAUGGUUCGGGGGGUAAAACCGUCACCACUGAAAGUAUUUGUUGUGUUUUGUUGGUGGGAAGCCAGUGAGGGAUCUCGUCCUUGUUACAUGCAGAUUUUCAACAUAUUUCAGCUCUGAGUCAACAUAUAACCAUCCUGAGGAAAAACUGGAAUAUAUAUAUAUAUAUAUAUAUAUAUAUAUAUAUAUAUAUAUAAUUUUACCUUGAGAAUGCAGAAUUUGGCUCCUUGAAUUACGCAAAAGACCACGAGAGUCAUUGAAAAGUCCUUGAAACAGAUCUCCAGGAGAGCGCAUAAACCCUUGAGUUCCUCUGAAUCUGACCACGUAGAAAUCCUGCUAAACGGUUCUGUUACAGCCUGGCUUUUAGUUUUAUAUUCAAAGGGCUGCUGACGCUGUCUUGUUCUCUGCUGUUGUUAUGUACUGGUCGGCCUCCGGAUGGCGCUCUGGAGUUUUUAUAGGGCCAUUAGCAAUGGUUUUAGACCGUCUGUACAUUUACAGGCCAUGAUGUCAUACUGAUUUUAUUUUCCAGACACAACGGUACCAUGUAUUUGUACAUUAUUCAGUAUUUAUAUAAAUCUGAGUCUAGAAAAAAUA